This is a messenger RNA of Hyposmocoma kahamanoa, 599 nucleotides long. RefSeq lists its product as uncharacterized. The record is from RefSeq and is a predicted model, not a curated record. NCBI's taxonomy places the organism in Eukaryota, Metazoa, Arthropoda, Insecta, Lepidoptera, Cosmopterigidae. The transcript is spliced from 2 exons. The coding region runs from base 63 to 362 and encodes 99 amino acids.
CAGUUGUUUAAAUUGUCUUGCCGGAACAAGUUGUUUUUCUCGUCUAAAUUCACUCACGCACUAUGAAGCUCUUUUUGGUUUUGUGCGUCUUCGGUAUUGUAAGCUUUGCUGCUGCCAAGCCUCAAGGACGAGGCUGCAUCUGGAUUAUGGGGAGAUGUUCGAGAGAGUGUCCGGAGGGCACUCACGGCUACUCGGUGGGGUGUGGGCAUUUGACUCCCGAAGCCACCUGUCAGAAUCCAGAACCUAAAGAGGACACCCGUGGACAAAUUUGCGACUACUCCGCUUGCUACUGUGACGCCCCCACGGUCCGGGACACAACCACCAACAAGUGUGUCCCCCUCGAAGACUGCCCCAAGCAUUAAUAAUAUACAACAGAUAUUGAUAUCAACAGAAAUUUAAUUCACAGAUACUUAAUAAAUCUACGGACAAUAACCACUAUUAUAACAUCAAACAUCAUUCAUAUUAUAACACCUUAAAAGUUUUUGAAAUAGCGUCUAUUUGCCAAGUUUUGUUGAAAUCCAUUAAAACGGAUUCAACCCUUCAUUUGCCACCCUAAGCGCGUGUGUGCACUGCAUCCGAUCUGUAUUCUUUCCGAAUCC